GGACAAAUUCUGGGGACAGUUUUAUGGCAGCAGUUAUAAAGGUGGAUCAACAACUCUUUAUCUCGGUGAUAGGUUUUGGAAUGUGAAGAUGGAAGCGUUGUCCGACAAAUGUGCUUUCACUGAUGGAUGGUCUAAGUUGAUUAGGGAUCUUGAAUUAGAUUCCCGGACUACUUUUAUUUUUACAAUGGCUGGAUAUGAGACUUUUGAGUUGUCCGUUUUUAAUCAUGAAACUGGUACUCAAAUGUAUUUCAAGAAGGUUGACGUCGUUGUGUUGGAUGAUCCUAUUUACGGAGAUGAUGGAUUUGAUUUACUGCUUGCGUCGGAACACAAAGAGAAGGUGAUUACCAACGAAAGUGAUGUUGAUGAAGAUCUUGGUGGUCAUAUAGUUGGUGAAUCUAACCGCCUUUCAUCUUCCUUUGAUUCGUAUCGGUCUAAUAAUGACCCAAAAGGAAAGUCAAAGAUUGUUUUUGGUCACGAGACUGUAUCUGCAAAGGUUCAUCCUAAGCUCAAAUCAAAGUUUUAUGUUGGAGAUAAAGGGCUUUCGACAAAGGUUGAACGAAAAGGAAAAUCAGCUGAUUAUGUUUCUGAGCAAAAUCUGUCUUCUCACGUUGUCUCUCAAGCUAAAGUAAAGUCUAAGUCAUUCAGAUCCACAACAUCAACCGCCCUUCAAGUUGGCCGUAAAUGCUCUACAUCAAAAAAGUUAAAACAAACUGGUGUUAUUAAAUUCACCAAGAAAGCCGAAAGCAGACUGCGUUUACCGACUGAUGUUUCAAGCCAUCUGUGUCUUUCUCUUCACAACUUGCGCCAUGUUACAGUUCAGAACGAAAAAUGUGAACUACUUAAGUUGGGCACAAGAGGCGAGAAGUCUGGGAAGGGUUUCAGAUAUGGUUUUAAAAAGUGGCCAGCUUUCUUGAAAUUGAAUUACAUCGACUUCGGUUCUACUCUUUUCUUUACGUACGUCAAGCCUUCUAAGCGUUUGAUGUUGACCAAAGUCGUACCCAAGAUCACAAAGAAAAGAGGUCGUUCGUGAAAGUUGGUUAUUAUGUUAUGUUAGAUGGUUAAGUAUGAAUAUUAGAUGUGGUUUUAUCGUUGCUUUGUUUUCAUACUUUGGGA
Messenger RNA from Helianthus annuus (common sunflower), 1113 nucleotides. RefSeq lists its product as uncharacterized. The record is from RefSeq and is a predicted model, not a curated record. NCBI's taxonomy places the organism in Eukaryota, Viridiplantae, Streptophyta, Magnoliopsida, Asterales, Asteraceae. The coding region runs from base 89 to 1030 and encodes 313 amino acids. The transcript has 7 exons.